CGGCCUCGUGGCGUGAGCCAAUCCUCGGCCGCGGGAGCCUCGCAGGAGUCGGCGGUGGGUGUGGCUUCGUAGGCGGCCGAGCGGGGUUAGGUUGCGGCGUCCAUGCUCGGCUGCCUUGUUCUCUUCUCUCUCUCCCUGGGAGGGGAGGGGAGGGGGAGCAGCGGCGCCUUCAAGGCUCCAUCGGAGCAAAGCAGGAGGAGGAGGAGGAGGAGGCCCAGAAGGCAGCUGCACUCCUGUUCUGUUUCCUUGGAAGUAAAUUCUAUUAGAAUAAAUGGGAUUUACCCUCAGGCAUGAUUGUUUCCUUGCCCUUCUGGGAGAUUUCUGCUAUUUUCCCUGUUGGUGAAAUCCUGACUCUGUUUUCCUACUGAAAUCAGACAUGAUCAGAGAAUACUCAGCCAGCUCUGAUCAGCCCCUUCUUUCAUAAGGGUUAUUCCAGCCUGAUCGUGUGACCCUUGGAAAUCUGAACUGCAGCUGAAACUGGAAAAAUAGGGGGAAACUGCCUCCCCUUGUCUUAGAGCUCAGACUCUUCCUUCUGCCAUGGCCGACCCCAUCAUGGACCUCUUUGACGAUCCCAACUUAUUCGGCCUGGACUCGUUGACAGAUGAGAGUUUUAACCAGGGUGCCCCGGACCCCAUUGAGGAGGCCCUGGGGUUGCCAGGUGGGGCCUUAGAUUCUCUGACCGGGGGAUCCAAGGAACAGCAAGCCCCACCACAGCCGGAAUCUGCCCAAGUACAGACUCUACCCCUCCCAGAUGCACAAACUGAGGCUGGACCUGAACUGUCCCAGCAGGAACAGCCAGGACUCCUACAGGCCUCACAGGAUCAGGAAGUCCUCAGCCAGGGCAACCCAUUCAUGGGUGUGUCCUCCACGACCACCACGCCAGCUGUAGCCCCCUCUUCAGCUGGGGGUGCUGCUCCUCCUGCUGCCCCAAAGAUCGUCAUUUUGAAGGCACCUGCAGGCAGUUCGAUGACAGGUGCGCAUGUGGCCCAGAUCCAAGCCCAGCCCAUUGGAGCAGCCAAUGGGGGCAAAGUCACCUUUGCCAAGGUACUGACGGGCACCCCUUUGCGACCAGGUGUUUCCAUUGUCUCAGGCAAUGCGGUGCUGGCCACCAAAGUGUCCCCUGGAGCCGGGACCCCUACCACACUCCAUCGGCUGGUGCAGCCUGGCCGACCUGUCAAACAGCUGGUGCUGCAGCCUGUCAAGAGCCAAGCUGCACCCAGCACUGGGACCACACCCCUCAAACCGGCUGUGACUCUGACCUCCACUCCAGCACAGGGAGAGUCAAAACGCAUCACACUGGUUCUCCAGCAACCCCCAGCAGGUGGAGGCACCCCAGGGCAACGGCAUGUGGUUUUGGGCAGUCUGCCAGGCAAGAUUGUGCUCCAGGGAAACCAACUGGCAGCUCUCAGUCAAGCUAAGAGUGUUCCAGGACAGCCCGCCAAGGUGGUCACCAUCCAACUCCAGGUUCAGCAGCCUGGCCAGCAGCAACAUCCAAGCGGCCAACCUGGGACUCAGAAGAUCCAACUUCUGCAGCAGCCCCCAGCUAGCACCUCAGGACAGCAAGCGCCCCUGAACGUUUCUUCAGUACAGCAGGCCCAAGUGGUGGGUGGCUCAGGACAGAGAGUGACGGUUCCACUCAAGGUCGUGCUUCAACCACAGGCCAGCUCAUCACAAGGUAGUUCUUCAGGACUCUCAGUUGUCAAGGUGCUGAGUAGUAGUGAGGUAGCAGCCCUUCCAUCCUCUAGCGGGACGACCCGGAGCAGCUCGGAUGAAUCCCGUAAGCUGGAACACCAGAAGAAGCAAGAAAAGGCCAACCGGAUUGUAGCGGAGGCCAUUGCCCGUGCCCGAGCACGGGGUGAGCAGAACAUUCCCCGUGUACUAAAUGAAGAUGAGCUGCCCAGUGUCCGGCCUGAGGAGACAGGGGAACGUAAGCGACGCCGGAAGGGUGGAGGUGAGCGUGUUCCCAAGGAGGAACGCCCACGAAAAAGCAGGGGUCAAGGAGGAUCCAGCAAGAGCAAAGGCCGGGGGAAGCCAAGCACCAUCACCCCAGUAGUAGGGAAGAAGCGAAAACGCAAUGCUUCUUCGGACAAUUCGGAUGCAGAGGUUAUGCCAGCACAGUCUCCACGUGAGGAGGAAGAGAGCAGCAUCCAGAAGCGGCGUUCGAAUCGUCAGGUGAAGCGAAAGAAAUACACAGAGGACUUGGACAUCAAGAUUACAGAUGAUGAGGAAGAUGAGGAGCUGGAUGUGACAGGACCUGUCAAGACUGAGCAGCCCCCAGCCCCAGAACCACCUGCCCCAGAACCAAUCCCUGAAGGGGAGACACUACCUUCUAUGCAGUUUUUUGUGGAAAACCCCAGUGAAGAAGAUGCUGCUAUAGUAGACAAGGUGCUCUCCAUGCGGGUGGUGAAGAAAGAGCUCCCCAAUGGGCAGUUCACAGAGGCAGAAGAAUUUUUUGUGAAAUACAAGAACUACUCCUACUUGCACUGUGAAUGGGCCACAAUUGCUCAGCUAGAGAAGGACAAGAGAAUACACCAGAAACUCAAGCGUUUUAAGACCAAAAUGGCUCAGAUGAGGCACUUCUUCCAUGAGGAUGAGGAACCUUUCAACCCAGACUAUGUGGAGGUGGACCGCAUCCUGGAUGAGUCGCACAGCAUUGACAAGGAUAAUGGGGAGCCUGUGAUCUAUUACUUGGUCAAGUGGUGUUCCCUUCCCUAUGAGGAUAGCACAUGGGAACUCAAAGAGGAUGUGGAUGAAGGGAAGGUCCGAGACUUCAAGCGUAUCCAGUCAAGGCAUCCUGAGCUCAAGCGAGUGGCCCGUCCCCAGGCAGGUUCCUGGAAAAAACUGGAGCUGACUCAUGAAUACAAAAACGGAAACCAGUUGCGGGAAUAUCAGUUGGAGGGUGUGAAUUGGUUGCUUUUCAACUGGUACAACAGGCAAAACUGCAUCCUGGCUGAUGAGAUGGGUCUAGGGAAAACUAUCCAGUCUAUUGCCUUCUUGCAAGAAGUUUACAACGUGGGCAUCCGAGGGCCCUUCCUGGUCAUUGCCCCUCUCUCCACCAUUACCAACUGGGAGCGGGAGUUCAACACCUGGACUGAGAUGAAUACCAUUGUGUACCAUGGGAGCCUUGCCUCCCGCCAGAUGAUACAGCAAUAUGAGAUGUACUGCAAAGAUUCCCGGGGACGCCUGAUCCCAGGUGCCUAUAAGUUUGAUGCCCUGAUCACCACUUUUGAGAUGAUCCUGUCAGACUGCCCUGAGCUGAGAGAGAUCGAGUGGCGUUGUGUCAUCAUUGAUGAAGCCCAUCGCCUUAAGAACCGCAACUGCAAACUGCUUGAUAGCCUCAAGCACAUGGACUUGGAACACAAAGUAUUACUGACUGGCACUCCACUCCAGAACACAGUGGAGGAGCUCUUCAGCCUCCUGCAUUUCCUUGAACCCUCACAGUUUCCCUCAGAAUCAGAGUUCCUCAAGGAUUUUGGUGAUCUCAAAACUGAGGAACAGGUGCAGAAACUGCAGGCCAUCCUGAAGCCCAUGAUGCUUCGGAGGCUGAAGGAGGAUGUUGAGAAGAAUUUGGCCCCUAAACAGGAAACCAUCAUUGAGGUGGAGCUGACCAACAUCCAGAAGAAGUACUACCGAGCCAUCCUUGAGAAGAAUUUCAACUUCCUAUCCAAAGGGGCAGGACAUAGCAACAUGCCCAAUCUCCUCAACACCAUGAUGGAGCUGCGCAAGUGUUGCAACCAUCCCUACCUCAUCAAUGGUGCAGAGGAGAAGAUUCUGACUGAGUUUCGGGAUUCCUGCCACCACCACGUGCCCCAUGACUUCCCCCUGCAAGCUAUGGUGCGUUCCUCCGGGAAGCUGGUGCUGAUCGAUAAGCUGCUUCCCAAGUUGAAAGCUGGGGGCCACAAGGUGCUUAUCUUUUCCCAAAUGGUCCGUUGCCUCGAUAUCCUGGAGGACUACCUCAUCCAGAAGAGGUAUUUGUAUGAGCGCAUUGAUGGGCGAGUGCGGGGCAACCUGCGGCAGGCAGCCAUUGACCGCUUCAGUAAGCCUGACUCAGAUCGGUUUGUCUUCCUGCUCUGCACUCGGGCAGGAGGGCUGGGGAUCAACCUAACAGCUGCUGACACAUGCAUCAUCUUCGACUCAGAUUGGAAUCCUCAGAAUGACCUACAGGCCCAGGCUCGCUGCCAUCGUAUUGGGCAGAGCAAAGCGGUGAAAGUUUACCGUCUCAUUACCCGCAACUCCUAUGAGCGUGAGAUGUUUGAUAAAGCUAGCCUCAAGCUAGGACUGGACAAGGCUGUUCUGCAGUCCAUGAGUGGGCGUGAAGGCAGCAUUGCUGGAAUCCAGCAGUUUUCAAAGAAGGAGAUUGAGGACCUACUGCGCAAGGGAGCCUAUGCUGCCAUAAUGGAAGAGGACGAUGAGGGCUCCAAAUUCUGUGAGGAAGAUAUUGACCAAAUUCUGCUUCGCCGUACCACCACCAUUACCAUUGAGAAUGAGGGGAAGGGAUCCACCUUUGCCAAGGCAAGCUUUGUGGCCUCUGAGAACAGGACUGAUAUCGCCUUGGAUGAUCCCAACUUUUGGCAGAAAUGGGCCAAGAAGGCUGACUUGGAUCUGGAUAUGCUCAACAGCAAGAACAACCUGGUGAUCGAUACGCCCCGGGUGCGUAAACAGACACGUCACUUCAGCACCCUGAAGGAUGACGACUUAGUAGAGUUCUCUGACUUGGAGAGUGAUGAUGAUGACCGGCCCCGCUCCCGACGCCACGAUCGGCACCACCACCCACUGCACCACUCAUAUGGCCGCACAGACUGCUUCCAGGUGGAGAAACAACUGCUAGUCUAUGGCUGGGGCCGUUGGCGAGAAAUUCUGUCGCAUGGACGAUUCAAGCGGCGUAUGUCUGAGCGGGAUGUGGAGACCAUCUGCCGGGCCAUCUUGGUCUACUGCCUCAUGCAUUACCGAGGAGAUGAGAACAUCAAAGGCUUCAUCUGGGAUCUUAUCAGCCCAGUUGAGAAUGGCAAAGCCAAAGAGCUUCAAAAUCACUCCGGCCUGUCCAUCCCAGUCCCACGGGGCCGCAAGGGGAAGAAAAUCAAGCCCCAGACCACCUUCGACUUCCAAAAAGUUGAUUGGAUUCGCAAGUACAACCCAGACACCCUCUUCCAGGAUGAGGGUUACAAGAAACACCUCAAGCACCAAUGUAACAAGGUACUCCUACGGGUUCGCAUGCUUUAUUACCUCCGCCAGGAAGUGAUUGGGGACCAGGCUGCGAAAGUGUUGGCAGGUGUUGUUUCCAGCGAAAUCGACAUCUGGUUCCCAAUGGUAGAUCAAGCAGAGGUUCCCACAGCCUGGUGGGAUGCAGAAGCUGACAAGUCGUUGCUCCUUGGGGUGUUCAAACAUGGCUAUGAGAAAUACAACACCAUGCGAGCGGAUCCUGCCCUCUGCUUUCUGGAAAAGGCCGGUCGCCCUGAUGACAAGGCCAUCGCUGCUGAGCACCGCCUGGAUGUGGGCGAGGGGGUGGAUUUUGAUAAGGACUGCGAGGAUCCGGAAUACAAACCGGUGGGAGGUCCCAUCAAAGAGCAAGAUGGAGAGGGUGACCCAUUGAUGAUGAUGGAUGAGGAAAUAUCUGUGGUGGAUGGAGAGGAAGGCCAACCAGGGAACCUGUUCUGGCCCCCAACCUCCACUCUCACAGCUCGUUUGCGGAGGUUAAUCACUGCUUUUCAGCGGAGUUACAAGCGUGAACAACUCAAGAUGGAAGCCGCAGAGCGAGGAGACCGCCGACGGCGCCGAUGCGAGGCUGCCUUCAAGCUGAAGGAAAUGGUGCGGCGGGAGAAGCAGCAACGGUGGACGCGGCGAGAACAGUCAGACUUCUACCGUGUGGUCUCCACUUUUGGGGUGGAGUAUGAUCCAGACACUAUGCGCUUUCACUGGAACCGCUUCCGAGCUCUAGCACGCCUGGACAAGAAAACAGAUGAGAGCCUUGCCAAAUAUUUCCACGGCUUUGUAGCUAUGUGUCGGCAAGUGUGUCGGUUGCCUCCAGCUGCAAGCGAUGAGUCUCCAGAUCCAACGCUGUUCAUUGAACCCAUCACGGAGGAGCGGGCCUCACGCACCCUGUACCGGAUCGACCUCUUAAGGCGCCUGCGGGAGCAAGUGCUAUGCCACCCACUCUUGGAAGAACGCCUCACCCUGUGCCAACCGCCUGGUCCAGAAAUGCCACCCUGGUGGCAGUGUGGGCGCCACGAUGGCGAGCUGCUGCGAGGGGUGGCGCGCCACGGCCUCAGCCAGACCGACGCCACCAUCAUGCAGGAUCCAGAGUUCUCCUUCUUGGCAGCUCGCCUCAGCCACAUGCACAGUCGGGCAGGGAGCACAGGGACGCCCCCACUGCCACCUCCUCCACCACUGCCGCAACCUUCAGGGCUGCCUGUUCCUGGAGCCAGUGCGCCUGCUGUUCCAUCUCCCCUUCUCUUACCCCCGCCUUUACAUGAGCUCCCAGCUCCAUCGCAGCCCCCAGCCCUGACUAUUAAACCUGAAUUGGCUGAUGACUCGGACUCGGAGCUUGACCUCAGCAAGAUCUCUGCUUCUUCGUCCUGCUCUUCCACCUCAGGCUGCUCUGAUGACAGUGAGGGUGAAGAGGUCUCUUGUGGGAAGCUAUUUGAGGAAGAAGAGUCGCUACUGUCCCUGCCCACCUCCCAUGAAGGCAAUUCCCCACAGCCCAGUGCCUCUGACUUGCUGCUGCAGGAGCGCCAGCGUGCCCAUGAGUGGCCAAAGGACCGAGUUCUCAUCAACCGCAUUGACGUGGUGUGUCAGGCUGUGCUGUCCGGGAAGUGGCCCACAACACAGCCAAGCCAGUUGGGUUCCUGCAUUGGCCAAGGAGAAGGCUUCCCUCGCCUUCAUGGAGAAUACACCAGCUCUCCCAUCCCGCACAUUUGCCCCCUGGCAACACAGGAGGAAGGGGCAACCUCUUUCACCCGUCUCCGGCACAGCGGCCAAGAGAAAGAGUUCACUGUACAGAUCAAAGAUGAAGAGGGAAUCAAACUGACCUUCCAGAAGCACAAACUGGUCCAGAAUGGUACUGUGCGCGAUCGCCCUGCUGUCACCCAGAAAAAGAGCAGCAAGAAGAUGGUGGAGCUGGAGUUGCAGUGCCUGGAAGCACUGAGGGGCCCUGAUAUUGAUCUUGAGGCUCGUAUCCCAGUGGUGAACAAAACAGAUGGAACCUUGCUGGUGGGUGAUGCAGCUCCACGGCGGGCUGAUCUUGAAGUGUGGCUACAGGCCCACCCAGAGUAUGCUGUGGACCCUCGUUUCCUGGCUUUCAUGGAAGAACGCCGGAAGCACAGAUGGCCCCGGUUUCCAAAACCGGUUCCGAUUGAGCCAACCUGCUUGGUGGGUCUGCAGGGAGUGGGCAUCUCUGCUAAUGGCAAAAAGGGUUUUCUACCAGAUCCCACAAUGAACCGUCUCCUUCCAGGGCCAGUGGGGGCUGAGAAUGCCCAGAAACGGGGCCGCCAGACCCCUAUGGAGUUCUCCAACAUGAUGGCUCUGAUGGGAGCUGGCCGGGUCCAACUGGGAACUGCUGGGCCCCUCUCCUUGCACCAUGCUCACUUCCAAGCUGGCCCCUCUCCCCUACAGUACGUGCCCUUUUCUACUGCAGCCGCUGCCACUGCCGCUGCCGCAUCCUCCUCUGCCACCCUGCUGCAUCCCGCACUAGGCCAUGCUGGUUAUGCCACAGGCCCCUUGCACCUAGCCCACCCCCAGCCUGUUGAUGAUGAUGAGGACGAAGAUGAGAUGGAUGAUUUGUCUCAGGGCUACGCCAGCUCAGAACGGGACUUCUCCUUGCUAGAUGAUGAUCCAAUGAUGCCAGCCAACUCUGAUUCCAGUGACGAAGGGGAUGAGGAGGGAGAUGAUUGAGCUUUCGCACCCCACCUGGGAACAUUCGGGCGGACGUGUCAUAAGGCCAGCUUGGCUGGGACUAGCCGUCCCCUUGAUGUUGAAUUUGACAGGCCAGAGACUUCAUGUCCACUUGGGGACAUGUGCCAGUUGGGUUGCCCUCGUUCCACAUGGCUCGCAGGGAGAGCGAAGUGGGGUCCUGCCCACCCAUCAAAGGAUGGUUGGACGACUGCUCUCCUAGAAGGGUGCUCCUGUGUGUGGCUUCUGUUUUGUUUUUUUUUUUUUUUUUUUUAAAGAAACGGCUGUUGGUUUGGUCAGUGAAUCUGGCCUCUCCUUCUGGCACUUGGUAUCCAUUGGAAACAACUCCUUGCAUUUGCAAGUCUUGAUCUCCCUGGGACAGUAAAACCACAGCAAAAACCCACAGCAAGGAGUCCCGUCUAGCCAAGACGAUCUGGGUAUAAGUAGCAGCUCCUCUUUUCCUGCCUCCACCUACUACUCCCCACAGCCCUUUCCCUCCCACCCCAGGUUCACGUGCUGUAAGAUAAGUGCAAAAAACGGGGAGGGUGGGUCAGAAUCCUUUCCUUUCCUUCCAUCCCCCUGUCUCUGUGUGGGUGGGGUUUAUAUUUAUAAAUAUGUAAUAUGUCUUGUGUAAUAUGGCAGAAGCUGUGGGAAUGAAUUAUGGGGGAGUCAGGUCACAAAGAGGGUGGGUUUUGGGGUGGCCAGGGGCUGUGAGGGAAGAGAAGCUAGAGCUUCUGUAGCUGGAUUCUCCUUUUUUUCUUUUGUUUUUUUUAAUAAAAGGAACAAAAUGCACACAAAAAAUUCCUUCCCAAUCCUACUUCUUCAUGCUGUUGUAUCAAUUGCAUAAAAAUCU
Sceloporus undulatus (fence lizard) is the source of this 8737-nucleotide messenger RNA. It is a transcript of the gene CHD8, whose product is annotated as chromodomain helicase DNA binding protein 8. Gene Ontology annotation, molecular function: protein binding; ATP binding; ATP-dependent chromatin remodeler activity. The coding region runs from base 538 to 7887 and encodes 2449 amino acids. Gene Ontology annotation, biological process: chromatin remodeling. The transcript has 41 exons. The record is from RefSeq and is a predicted model, not a curated record. NCBI's taxonomy places the organism in Eukaryota, Metazoa, Chordata, Lepidosauria, Squamata, Phrynosomatidae.